Molecule: messenger RNA, 798 nt
Organism: Acaulospora morrowiae
Lineage: Eukaryota; Fungi; Glomeromycota; Glomeromycetes; Diversisporales; Acaulosporaceae
Source: the annotation of a GenBank genome assembly
AUGCUCAAAUCCGUAUACUUAUUGAUGAGCGUAGAAAUAGAAAUGACGAAUAUUCAUAAUCUUGGAAGAAAUCGAAUCAGAUUUUGGGAUAGCAUUGCUACCAGGGUUAAUCAAGAGCAUAACACCACGAGCUUCAAUGGGCAUCAAUGUAAAGAAAAAUUUAUGAAUCUUUUGAUGUGUGAUUAUAUGUCAGGGAAUCGAAGAGCACGAAGAAGCCGAACGGGUGCACAAUAUUUUAAUGAAUUUCGUACGCAUUUUUGGGAGAGGCCUGAAGAUGAUUUCGAUAGAAUCCGCAACAUUAAUAGUUCUAAUCGUAAACAACGUAGAAUUGGGGGAAAUAAUACACCCGCACCAUCUACUAGGGAAGUUGAACAGGAAUUGGGUCGAACAUCGCCAGGUAAUCGAAGAAGUCGAAGAACUUCCGUUGAUAGUCGAAGAAGUCUUAGACGGUCAGCAUCUCCACCUCCACCCCGCGAUGCAAUAAACACUAAUACAAACAAUUCUGGUGUGGAAAAUCCUGAGCAAAAUACUGAUCACGCUGGCUCCGUCGAAACGUCAUCUCUUCAGCCGCCACCACCUUACUCACGGAGCGAGGAUGCUGUCACAUCUGGGGCCACAGAUGAAGCGCAAAAUAAUGUGAAUAGAAAUUCAAGCCAUAACGUAGAUUAUACAGGUGGAAAUUUAGAUGAUUUAACAGAUUUUACCUCAACCCUUAAUAUAACCGCGUCACAAAAUGAUAGUGAUGUUAAUAUGGCUGAUAUAGGAGGUAGUCAACCAUCGGAACCUAUAAAUGAGUAA